CAAAACCAACUAAAUUAAUACUAAUGUUACUCCAUAUAUCUGAUAGAAAUAAGUACUCUAGUGUCAUUUUUAGAAACAUGAAACUUGAGGUUGCUCUUGGUUGUUUCAUGUGUUUUUGAUGGAAAGAUAACAGAUAUUAUUUCCGCUUUGAAAAUGAGCGGCCAAUCACAUUGCUCUCACCUUGUUCCCUCCCACUUGACAUGAUUACAUGAAGGAAAUCUUCCUGCAGUUCAUAAGCAUCUAAAUCAACGACUGUCUGAAGAGGUUUCAUUAAAAUGCUGAUCUUAUUCCAACUGCUGCUGCUGCUCGGAGCGACGCGAAGUGCAUUCGAUCAGAUCUUUCAGACAAAGACUGUUGAUGUCGGACAUGAAGUGAAGUUGACGUGCAGACGCCAGAAGACGGAUUUCACAGCCAUGUUAUUUUGGAUCCGGUUUGUUUCUGGAAACUUGCCUGAAUUCUUGGGAGGAACAUAUUACUAUGAUCACACUGGUGUUAAUAAGACUCCUCACUUUACAGUCAAACAAGAGCCUGGAAGCUUUGUUCUGUACAUUAAUAAAGCAGAGCCGAGUGAUGCUGGAGUUUACUACUGCAUGGAACAACUUAACCUUGACAUGAAAUUAUUGAUUGGAACAUUUCUGAAAAUUACAGGACCAGAACCUGAUAUAACUGCCGUCAUUCAAGCCCGUCCAUCUGACCCGGUCGGUUCAGGAGACUCUGUGACUCUGCAGUGUUCCGUCCUGUCCGGCUCUGACAACCACAAAUGUCCAACAUAUGACAAGCUGUACUGGUUCAGAGCUAAUGAAGCUCAUCCCAGUUUAGUUUAUGUUCAUGACAGUAGUGGUGAUGAAUGCAACAGGAGCCUUGAAGCUCACUCACCCCACAGAUGUGUCUUCAAUUUCUGUAAGAGUUUUAGUUCCUCUGAUUUUGGGACUUAUUACUGCGCUGUGGUCACAUGUGGAGAGAUUUUAUUUGGACGUGGAAUAAAACUGGAGAAUGAAGUGGUCAACAUGUUGAAUGAACAGAAGGCCAAUACAGUUCUGUGUCUGUUAAGUGCUACAUUGGCGAUAAGUCUGAUUGUUGUUGUCGUCCUUUUCAAGAAGAAAACGUGUGAUUGUUGCAAAGCUGGAGUUUCUUUACAAACAGAGGCUGCAGCAGUCGGUGGUAAUCUGCCAAGUCAGCAGAUUCACAAGGACUCACUGGUUUAUUCUACAGCAACCUUCAGCAGGAGGAAGGCUGGCAAAACAACUGGGAGAGGAAAUGUAAAACCUGCAGAUGAAGAAACGGUCUACUCUGAUGUCAGAGCUUAUGCAAUAGAUUAACAAUCCAAACUGUCGACUUUCUUAUUAAAAAGGUAUUAUCAUUCUGCUUGUUGCUCCCUCACUGCUAAACACUCAACUAAAUCACCACUGUUUCUCUGCUCUUGCUCCUGAAUGGUGGAACGAGCUCCCCAUCGACAUCAGGACAGCAGAAAGUUUACACAUCUUCCACCACAAACUAAAACACAUCUCUUCCGACCUUGAAUAAACAAAACUAAAACUUCCCUCUAGCACUUUGUAGUUUGGCUUUCUUGAAGAAAAUGUUACUUUAUGGAUUCUUGUUCUGGAUUCGUACCCUCAUGGUUGAUGCACUUAUUGUAAUUUGAGCUAGAUGAAAUGAAAUGUAAUGUAACUAUGUAUGUAAAAAUUUCUCAAAAUUGUUCAUUUUUCAGGGUCAAUCGUGC
Messenger RNA from Platichthys flesus (European flounder), 1720 nucleotides. RefSeq lists its product as uncharacterized. The record is from RefSeq and is a predicted model, not a curated record. The coding region runs from base 276 to 1319 and encodes 347 amino acids. The transcript has 6 exons. Lineage: Eukaryota; Metazoa; Chordata; Actinopteri; Pleuronectiformes; Pleuronectidae. Gene Ontology annotation, biological process: response to bacterium.